CUGAGGUGGAUUUUAUGAAAUAAAUUAUUCACAAGCAAUUCCCACGUCCUCGACCGUUUUUCCGGUUUCGAUCGACACACAGGAUCUCAUCUCCCUCACCAAAUACUAUCUGCAGAUCCAAUCCCAUUUCCCCCACAUUCACUGUUUUUCUUCACAUCUCCAAAUAUGGCCACGAUGGAAAGCUUGAUCGGCUUAGUGAACAGGAUUCAGAGGGCAUGCACCGUGUUGGGCGAUCAUGGCGGUGAAGGCAUGUCCCUUUGGGAAGCCCUUCCCUCCGUCGCCGUCGUCGGUGGUCAGGUAUUGUACACUCUCAUUCUUCUACUCUCCUUUCCUCGUGGAUCCGGUAUUGUGACAAGGAGGCCAUUGGUGUUGCAACUCCAUAAAACGGAGGGACAGUCUGAGUAUGCAGAAUUUCUACAUGCACCAAAGAAGAGAUUUGCUGACUUUGCUGCUGUACGCCAAGAGAUAGCAGAUGAGACAGACCGCAUAACAGGGAAGAGCAAACAAAUAUCUAAUAUUCCAAUCCACUUGAGCAUUUAUUCUCCUAAUGUUGUAAACUUGACACUGAUAGAUCUUCCUGGGUUGACAAAGGUAGCUGUAGAGGGACAGCCAGAGUCUAUUGUUGAAGAUAUUGAAAUGAUGGUCCGGUCUUAUGUUGAAAAGCCGAAUUGCAUUAUUUUGGCCAUCUCUCCUGCUAAUCAAGAUAUCGCAACUUCUGAUGCUAUAAAGCUUGCAAGGGAAGUUGAUCCAUCAGGUGAAAGGACAUUUGGAGUGUUGACUAAACUUGAUUUGAUGGACAAAGGAACCAAUGCACUUGAUGUACUUGAGGGUAGAGCAUACAGGCUCCUCCAUCCAUGGGUUGGAAUAGUGAACCGUUCACAAGCUGAUAUCAACAAGAAUGUCAACAUGAUGUAUGCUCGUCAGAAGGAGAGGGAAUAUUUUGAAUCCAGUCCAGAGUAUGGACAUCUGGCUCAUAAAAUGGGUGCAGAGUUCCUGGCAAAACUUCUGUCUCAGCAUUUGGAGAAGGUCAUUAGGCAGCGCAUUCCCAGCAUUAUUGCCUUAAUAAAUAAAACAAUUGAUGAGCUCAAUGCAGAGUUGGACCGCAUUGGUAGGCCCAUUGGUGUUGAUGGAGGGGCACAGUUGUACACAAUUUUGGAAAUGUGCCGCGCAUUUGAUCGUGUUUUUAAGGAACAUUUGGAUGGAGGGAGGCCAGGUGGAGAUAGGAUAUAUGGCGUCUUUGAUCAUCAAUUACCGGCUGCUCUCAAGAAACUUCCAUUUGAUCGCCAUCUCUCACAGAAUAAUGUUAGAAAAGUUAUUUCAGAAGCAGAUGGGUAUCAGCCUCACUUGAUUGCUCCUGAACAAGGAUACAGAAGACUAAUUGAUGGAUCACUUGGCUAUUUCAAGGGGCCUGCUGAAGCUUCAGUUGAUGCGGUACACUUCAUUCUGAAAGAACUUGUGAGAAAGUCUAUUGCAGCAACUGAGGAAUUGAAACGAUUUCCAACGCUCCAAUCUGAUAUAGCAGCGGCUGCAAAUGAGGCACUGGAGAGAUUUCGUGAUGAAAGUCGCAAGACAGUUUUGCGACUGGUGGAAAUGGAGUCUUCUUACCUUACAGUAGAGUUUUUCAGGAAAAUUAAUGCAGAAUCGGAGAAAAACCAAAAUGCAACGGGUACAAAUGCAUCGACUCCAAAUGCAGACCGCUACACUGACAAUCACUUAAGGAGGAUCGGUACAAAUGUAUCAGCCUACAUUAAUUUGGUCUGUGAUACAAUGAGGAAUACUAUUCCGAAGGCUGUCGUUCAUUGUCAAGUUCGAGAAGCUAAACGAUCACUGCUAAACCAUUUCUAUGUUCAAAUUGGAAGGAGGGAGAAGGAGCAGCUUGGUAAAAUGUUAGAUGAAGAUCCAUCACUGAUGGCAAAAAGGGAGACCUUAGCCAAGAGGCUUGAACUGUACAAGUCAGCACGUGAUGAAAUCGACUCAGUUGCAUGGAAGUGAUGGAGACCUCAUAUAUAAAAAUCCAAUUUCAACGGUACAUUUCUCCAUCUUAAAUCGGAUAUAUUCUUUUUGCACUUGAAAACGGAUGGGGUUCUGAAGAUGAUAUGCCUUCAGAUGAGCUUCUCAGCCUGCUAUUAUAUGAUCUUCAAUUACUUACACCUUUUUCCGCUACUGCGUUAUAGUCUAUUUACUCGAGAGAACAUUCUUUAAUUGUGGAAUGGAAUUCUUUUAUUCCUCUGGUUGAUCUCACUUAAAACUUUUGCUGCUUUU
Sesamum indicum (sesame) is the source of this 2262-nucleotide messenger RNA. The record is from RefSeq and is a predicted model, not a curated record. Lineage: Eukaryota; Viridiplantae; Streptophyta; Magnoliopsida; Lamiales; Pedaliaceae.